CCCCACCUUUGCAAACCACCCCAAAAUAUCUCUCUCCCUACCACACAGCAGCAGCGGCAAUCUCGAGGAUCGAGCGGCUCGUAUGACGGGCUGACGGCUAUGGCUAUGGCUUUGGCUAUUUCUCCAACCUUUGGUUGCAGGCCAUCAAACGGUUCAAAGAUCGUCAAAUCGUGCUCCAACAUUAGUAGUGAUAGCAAAACUUACACAUCCCAAAUCGGAACGGAGAAGCGAUGCUUGAGGUGCAACAACCUCUACACAGACGAGGAUAACUCCCCUACUGCUUGCUCCUUCCAUGGCCACAGUACUGGAGAGAAGGGACUAUUUGCAUUGGCUCCACCACACCAAGGAAUUGAUGGAGAGUGGAGUGACAGGUCUGGAGUAAUUGUGUAUAGAUGGAAUGAGAAGAACAAGAGACCAAACACUGGAAGUGGGAAUUGGAAGAAAAGAUGGAGCUGUUGUCAAGAGUAUGAUCAGGAUGCCACACCCUGUCAAAGAGGAUGGCAUGUUUCCUAUGAUGAUGGCUUCACUCUAUAUUAGCAAUCUAGCAGUGGCCUUAAAUUAAUGACAUCAUCCACCCUUUUCACUGAGCAAUAUGAUAUAGAGUAUGUCCAUGGUGCCUUUGUCGUGUAAGAUUAUAUAUAUAUAUAUAUAUAUAUAUAUAUAUAUAUAAAUAUAUAGUAUAUCCUUUCAAAUUUCGACAAUCGGAGUCACCCCGCUCUAAUACCAGCUAUACCUAAGACUGUAUGAACUUUGAAUGUAUUCCACAUUGUAAAUGACAAAUUGAGAGCUUUUUAUGCCAAGUUAUUUUGGGU
Rosa chinensis is the source of this 812-nucleotide messenger RNA. RefSeq lists its product as uncharacterized. NCBI's taxonomy places the organism in Eukaryota, Viridiplantae, Streptophyta, Magnoliopsida, Rosales, Rosaceae. Bases 100 to 537 code for a protein of 145 amino acids. The record is from RefSeq and is a predicted model, not a curated record. The transcript has 2 exons.